Messenger RNA from Paramacrobiotus metropolitanus, 1216 nucleotides. RefSeq names its product cAMP-regulated phosphoprotein 19-like. Gene Ontology annotation, molecular function: protein phosphatase inhibitor activity. The record is from RefSeq and is a predicted model, not a curated record. The transcript is spliced from 2 exons. Lineage: Eukaryota; Metazoa; Tardigrada; Eutardigrada; Parachela; Macrobiotidae. The coding region runs from base 297 to 701 and encodes 134 amino acids. Gene Ontology annotation, cellular component: cytoplasm.
AGCAAGUAGCAACUGCUGGCGAAUUGUGCGGGAAUCUUCUUUAGAACGUUUUGCAGUUUUUUCAAUUUUCAGCAAAGCUUUUCCCGAACUCUUGACUGAUUUUCAAAAGAUGGCUGGUAAUUAAACGUUUCGAUUUUUUGGACUUCGGGACAUUGUUCUGCUGCACAUCCAGAGCAAUUCCAGAGCCGUCUAUUUUGUGGAUCUGAAUGGUGUCAAUUGUCAGCAUCCCAUAAAGAACAGGUUCUCCAAGAUAACUUUUUGGAGUUCUUGAAUUCCAGAGCAAAAUUCUCUUGAUCAUGGAGAACGAAUUUCCGGAUGACCAACUGCAUACUCCAGAGAAGCAAUCCAGUAGCGGCGCUUCAGAAGAAACCGCCACGCCGCUUGAGGACGCACUGUCGGACGACGACCAAGACAUCGUCAGUGAUGAACUGACUACUGCGGAAUUCCGCAAGAAACAUCCCGAUCUGACGACAGCACCGGCCGCCAACAUGGUUCAGCGGAAGCGUUUGGAGCGUGGGCACAAAUAUUUUGACUCUGGGGACUACAACAUGGCCCGUGCUAAGAGCAAGAAAGAGGGUGUGCCGAUCGGUCCGAAACUGCUGGAUGCGCUGAACGCCACAGGCGAAGAUCAUCCCACACCGGAAAACAUUCCUCACAAGAAGUACCCUCCUGCCCCAGGUAUCAGUAGGCUGGCUUCUUGAAGAAUACUAAUAAGCAUCCGUCACCGUUCGUUCUUGGAUAAAGAGAGUUUUAGUUCCUGAAAGAGUUUGUUCCAUGUUGACUUCGGUACCUUGCCUUGCUGUUGGUUGUAAACUUGUAACUCGAUUGCAUUCCUCAGGUCUUCUUGGGCUGUUGAAUUUUUCGCCUUGACCUAAAGCAACGAAAUAGUAUUCCUAACACGGUUUAGAGGUUUUGUUGGUGCCUCUGUUUUCCGACUGACAGAUAAUGCACGUGCCAUGGUUUGCAAAUUUCAAACAGCUGUGUUCGUAGAAUUACCUGGAGAUUUGUGUUUUGAAGUGUUAAAGGAGGUUGACAUCACUACUCGUACCAGAGUUUGCAGUUUGGGCUUUAGACAAAGUGACUCCGCUUUUUGAACGGUUUAUGUUGCACUGUUUAAUAAUUUAAUUGUAUAUAAUAACCUGAAGAGGCAUGCAAUUUACGUUUUUUUGUUUUUGUCAGUUUCCUUAUUCGUCUGAAUAAUCUCGGUUUUCUCACG